This is a messenger RNA of Solanum stenotomum, 903 nucleotides long. RefSeq lists its product as uncharacterized. The transcript has a single exon. NCBI's taxonomy places the organism in Eukaryota, Viridiplantae, Streptophyta, Magnoliopsida, Solanales, Solanaceae. The record is from RefSeq and is a predicted model, not a curated record. The coding region runs from base 1 to 903 and encodes 300 amino acids.
AUGGGUCCCCAAAGAAGGUUGAGAGUGUAUGUUGGGUUUGAAUCUCCUUCUAUCAUCAAAUAUUUGGAACCUAUGACAGGAGAUAUAUUUACGGCAAGGUUUACUGAUUGUCAUUUUGAUAAAUCAGUAUACCCAACAUUAGGGGGAGAACAUAAGCAGUUAGAAAAAGAGAUAGAUUGGAAUUCAUUAUCUCUAUCUCAAUUGGAUCCUCGAACAAAUCAAUGUGAGCAAGAGGUUAAAAAGAUAAUUUAUUUGCAAAAUGCUGCAAAUCAACUACCAUAUGCAUUUACUAACCUUCCAAGGGUUACUAAAUCUUAUAUUCCAACAGCAAAUGCUCCAGUUCAAGUUGAUGUCCCGGUAGGACAAAUUAUUAAAGCAAAUGAGUCAAAACCACGUUUAAAACGUGGAAGGCCAAUUGGUUCAAAGGAUAAAAAUCCUCGAAAAAGAAAAAGAACAAAUGAUCAUGAAUAUUAUACCAUGGAGGAAAUUGCUCAAGAAGAGCUCCCAAAUAUAACAAAUGAUAAGACCACAAAGAAGGUCCAAAUAACUGAAAAUAAUGAGAAUGAAGAAAUCUUAAUAAGUUAUGUCUCGACGAGAAAAAGGUGGAAUCGAAAUAAUAUUGUGGUAGACAAUAAUUUUGCUUAUAAUGUUGUUGUUGAAAUAAUGCAACAAGGUGAGGAUGUUGAACCAAAAUCUGUCAAUAAAUGCAAACAGAGAAAUGAUUGGCCAAAAUGGAAAGACGCGAUUCAAGCGAAAUUGGCUUCACUUGAAAAACGUGAAGUUUUUGGACCAAUAGUCCGAACACCUGAAGGUGUCAAGCCAGUGGGGUACAAAUGGGCUUUUGUGCGAAAACGAAAUGAAAAAGGUGAAGUCGUAAGAUAUAAAACACGACUUGUGGCAUAA